Engraulis encrasicolus (European anchovy) is the source of this 3489-nucleotide messenger RNA. It is a transcript of the gene cep76, whose product is annotated as centrosomal protein 76. The record is from RefSeq and is a predicted model, not a curated record. Gene Ontology annotation, cellular component: centriole. The transcript is spliced from 12 exons. The coding region runs from base 20 to 2038 and encodes 672 amino acids. Gene Ontology annotation, biological process: regulation of centriole replication. Lineage: Eukaryota; Metazoa; Chordata; Actinopteri; Clupeiformes; Engraulidae.
CGCUGGUCUGAUAAGUUUGAUGCUAAACUCUUCUCGCCAUAGAGACGGGGCAACAUCAGUUGCUUACACCACAACAAUGUCUCUGCCUACCGAUAAAUCAUCUGACAUUAAACGGAUAAUCCGCGAUCAUUUAGUAAAGGUGAACAUCAACGACAAGAUACGUGGUGUGUUAGCAGAAUCAUCACAAGAUGGCAUUGAUCCUGGACGGUGGUUUUCUGGGGAGGACUACAUGCACGCUUUGCAACAGAGGGGACUCGUCGACGAUAUUAUGAAGGACCUCACGUUGAACGUUGAUAUGAGAGACGAGGGGAAACCUGAACACAUUGGAGUAAUGGAAGCUGAGAGGAACGCCAUUAUUAAUCCCAAGAGAAGAUACAUUUACCUUCAGAUCCUCGGAGGAAAGGCUUUUCUUGAGCACCUGCAGGUGCCGGACAGAAUCUCUCCGGACGCACACUCAACGUUAACACUCUACAUCAACUUUCGUAACCAGCGCUUUCGAUCCAAACCUGUUCCCUGUGAAUGUGAGCCAGAGCUACAAGAGGGUUUCCUCUUGGAAGUGCAUCAAAGUCUAACAGGAAAUGAAAACAAAAUGGCGGACUGUUCGACAUUGCUCUCUAUCUGUGAUCCCAUUCACAUGGUUCUGAUCAAAACAACUACGUCAGGUGACACCACGCUUAUGUCUUCGCACUUCCUUGACUGGCGAAGUGUUCUUUGUGCGCCAGAUGGCAAGACCAGCAUCACAACCGAACUUCUGGGAGUUGGGAGAGAGUGCAAAGCAACUGUUGGAGUGCUGAAUCUGAAACUGGAAAUAUACCCUCACCUGUCCGAGCACCUCUCCACAGAGGUUGUUACGACUCAACAAUCACUGGAGAAACAGAAGACCAUGGAAAAGGAGCGGUUAUUUCUUGUGUACGCAAAGCAGUGGUGGAGGGAAUUUCUAGACAUUCGUCAGUCGCAUCAGAACAGGCUUGUGAAAAUCUUUGCACAGGAUGAAAAUGGCGUGAAUCGGCCUGUCUGCUCAUACGUCUGCGUCCUGCGAGGGGGUCGCCUUUUGGAAACCCCGCGUCAGGCUGCACGCUUUGUAAGCCUGCUGGCCCAGGAAAGAGUACGCGGGGUGGGCAGUGGCGGAUACCAUGAGCAGUGGAGUAGCGCAAUGGCUUUCCUGUGCAGGAACAAGGGAGACUGUGAGGAUCAUGCAACUCUGUUGUGCAGCCUGCUCCUUGGGUUUGGCAUGGAUGCUUAUGUGUGCGUGGGCACCAAGGCCAAAAACACUCCACAUGUAUGGGUCUUGACUUGUGGCACGGAUGGAACCAUCACCUUCUGGGAAAGCUUGACAGCUGAAAGGUACCUCCACAGACCGAUGGACCCGGACGACCCCGUCACUCCGCUGCCUAAGGCUGCUCAUCCCUACCAGACCGUGGGCUGUGCCUUCAACCACAAGGCUUUCCUGGCUAACUGCCAGCCGACAGAUCUGGUGCAGUUCUGUGCUUUCGAUUUUCGGGACAAGUCCCGUUGGAAGGCGAUGAGUCCUGAGGCACUGGGCUCGGUGUGUGGGCCUGGAUCCACUGUCUUCACCGUACCCCCGGUACCCAUAAUGCUGUGCGCCUCGUCGCUGGAUCCAAUCCAGGCCAGCAAUCAGAUGGAGAUGGAGCUCCGACACCUGCUGACUGAACACAGGAAGGAGUUGGGUUUUGCCACAAUGUGGGACGACAACCUGUCAUAUCUGCUGUCGUCGGCACUCGUGGCCUAUGAGCUGGAGCGAUGCACCGGUAUCGCCAGUGGCAACGAAGAGUUCCAGGAUGCGGUCAGGAGGGCUGUCCCCGAUGGCCACACAUUCAAGGGCUUCCCCAUCCAAUUUCUGCACCACAGUGCAAAGCGGGCUUUCGCUACCUGCCUCAGGUCCCGUUUCUGUGAGGAGAUCAUUGGUUGCUGUGGCGAUCAUGUGAGGCUUGCCGUGCGAGUUCGAGUGUUUGCCUACCCCGAGUCGGCUUGUGCUACGUGGGUCAUGCUUGCAUGCCAGUACUAUUGUAUUCUGUGAUCGGUGUGCUCAAAAUGUAUGUAUUUAUAAUGAUGUAAUAUUGGUGCGUUUAUUUGAAAGACCACAUUAGUUUGUCUACUAUGUACAGUCAGAAUAAGGGAUAAGUGUUUGAUCCCUGGCUGAUUUUGUUGGUUUGCCCACCAAUAAAGAUAGAAUUUGAAUGGUAGGUGUAUUCUAGCAUAGAGAGACAGAAUGUCAAAAAGGAAAUCUCGAAAAUAACUUUGAAGAAUAUAUUUUAAUUAAUUUGUAUUUCAUUAAAUUAAAUAAGUAUUUGACCUACAUUUAGUCUAGUGGAGGGAAGGAGGUUGGCCCUCAGGACUGUAUAUUACAUGUCUCCCUCCAUCCAUUUGUUGAUGAUGUGAAGUUGUCCUGUGCCUUGCCCAGACAAACAACCUCAAACCAUAAUGUUACCACGGCAGCAUUACUUUUCCUCAAAACACAUUGAGUAUUGUUAAUGGCAAACAGCUUCAUUUUGGUUUCAUCUGGCACCUGCCAAUGAUAUCCUAAACCAGUCUGAUGUCCAUUGGCAAACCUCAGGUGAGCCUGCACAGUUUCCCUCUGAAGCAGGGGUACCAUGCAUGCACUGCAGGAUUUUAAUCCUCUGGCAUUCAUAGUUUUCUUAGUGAUUGAGGUCCUAGCUGUCGUCCAUACGUAAAGUCCUAGGGUGUUUUCUCUCUUUUUCCAUGAUUAUUGAAUCCACACCAGGUCAAAUCUUGACUGGAACCCCCAGGUAGGCCUUUUGAUGGUCAUUUUGGAUUUCUUAAUUUUUUGCAAGAAAUGCACCAACAGUUUGCUUAAUAUCCAGUCUCUUGCUUGUUUUUGUAGCUCUUUCUCUCACACCUUGUCCCUGACAUCCUUUGGCGGCUUUUUGGUCUUUCCCAUGUUGGCAAGUUUGGAGUCUGAUUGACUGACUCAUACUAUGGACUGAUUCUGCUGAUUCAGUGUGACUUUUAUGCGAGUGACUAUUAACAGUUGUCUUUUAUUCGGGUGACAAGUCUGUGGUACCAGAAUUAUUAAUGGUUGACAGGGGAUGAAAUACUUAUUUCUGUAAAUGAAAUAAGUUGUCACAUUAAAAACGUCUUUAUUUAACUCGCACUUCUCUCCUUCUGCAAGAAUACACCUACCUAUGCCUACCAUUAAAAUUAGACUGGUCAUGUCCUUGUUAGGAGGCAAACUAACUAAAUCAGCAAAUACAUGUUAUUCACAAUGUAGGCUACCUUUAAACUUUUUGAUCAUUAUUGUUUGUGUGCACACCACUGUAACGUUUUACUGAAAUAGUUGCAGUAGAGAACAUUUUGUAUAUUUUUUUUGUUUAAUCCGCCAGUAUGCUUUCGGUAAUGCAUGAAGUGGGUACCAUACUGUUUUGGGGGAUACUGGGUCUUUUUUAUACUACAUUUUAAGUGCUAAGGCAACAUUUUCAAGGUUAAUAAUAAAUCUUCUUUGGAAAGGUA